Bactrocera latifrons is the source of this 949-nucleotide messenger RNA. It is a transcript of the gene Hacd1, whose product is annotated as very-long-chain (3R)-3-hydroxyacyl-CoA dehydratase hpo-8. The coding region runs from base 147 to 878 and encodes 243 amino acids. Gene Ontology annotation, cellular component: endoplasmic reticulum membrane. The transcript has a single exon. The record is from RefSeq and is a predicted model, not a curated record. Gene Ontology annotation, biological process: fatty acid elongation; very long-chain fatty acid biosynthetic process; sphingolipid biosynthetic process. Gene Ontology annotation, molecular function: 3-hydroxyacyl-CoA dehydratase activity. Lineage: Eukaryota; Metazoa; Arthropoda; Insecta; Diptera; Tephritidae.
ACCAAUUGCCAAUUUUGUUAAAACAAGUUUAUUUCCUCAUUUACUACAGCUGUUGGACGAUACUGACAAUACACUUGCUUGAAAGUAGGGAAAGUGUAUGGUCGUGUUGAUUUCGUUUAUUGGACUUUGAAGAUAGUAAAACAAAAAUGUCUGCGAAAUCGACAACAGUGAAAUCAGUUUCACAGCAACAGGGACCUGCGGUCAAAGGUUACCUUUUUGUAUACAACGCUACGCAAGUGGUUGGAUGGAGUUACAUCCUCUUCCAGUUAGUAAAUUACUAUUUGCUGCAAGGGCCGGAAUUCCGAGCUGGAUUGGGACUUUGGGACUACACUCGCGUUGCAGUCAUCGUAUUCCAAAAUGCCGCCUUUGUUGAAAUUUUAAACGCAGCUUUCGGCUUAGUAAAAUCAAAUCCUGUUAUAACUACAUUCCAAGUGCUGAGUCGAAUGAUGGUAGUUCUCGGAGUCGUUAUGGCUACACCAACGGGUAAAGUGUCGCCUGGGCUACCGAUAGCGCUUUUUGCGUGGGCAGUAACCGAAAUCAUAAGAUAUGGCUACUAUGCUCUCAAUAUUAUAAACUUUAUGCCAUACAUUGUGGUUUUUCUACGAUACACAACAUUUAUAGCUCUUUAUCCAAUUGGCGUAACCGGCGAGCUGCUAUGUUUUUGGUGGGCACAAGGAUUUGCCAAAUCAAACACAAUUUGGUCAUUGCAAAUGCCAAAUAAAUGGAAUGCCACAUUUUCAUAUUUUGCUCUGCUGUGGAUUGUAAUGCUCUUGUAUAUACCUCUAUUCCCGCAAAUGUAUCUCCACAUGUUUGCGCAACGGAAGAAGAUUUUGGGAGGAAACGGCAAUAAAACCCAGCAGACGAAGAAAACUAAUUAAGUAAUAUAUAAUAAUAUUUACCAACUAUGUUACUUUGCAUUUGAAUAUACAUAUGAAUGUACAUAUAUAAA